AUGGUAUCAAUUCUCAGCAAACAUCAUACAAACGAUCCUGAGGGUCUAGAUCAAGAUCACACUCUUCGUCAGAAACCAUGGAUGCUCCACCGUACAGCCUGGUCGGAAAUCACCAACCACCCAUAUGAUGGACAAGGUACAGAAGAAUCACCAUACGUCGUGACUUGGGUGCCGGAUGAUCCAGCGAGGUCAUUCAAAGAUAGAGAGAACCCUAUGACGUUCAAGUUUUAUUACAAAUGGAUUGCGACGUUGAUCGCUGCUUUCGGUACAUUGGGAGUUACCAUCUCCAGUUCGAUGCUCUCCGCUGCUAUUUGGGAUAUCAGGUUAGAGUUCCCAGGUUAUAGCAACCAAAUUUACAUUAUGGUGACUUCUGCCUUCCUCAUCGGAUUUGUCAUUGGACCUCUCUUGUGGGCUCCCGGAUCUGAAGUGUAUGGGCGAAGAUGGAUGUUCAUCGUCACCUACAUCCCAUUCACCAUCUUCAACGCAGCCUGUUGUGGGGCCAAGAACAUGGCUGCGUUGAUCGUACUAAGAACUAUAGCGGGGAUAUUUGGUAGUAGUGCAACGGUCAACUCUGGUGGUACCAUCGCGGAUAUGUUUCCUGCUCAUCAGAGAGGUCUUGCUAUGGGUAUAUUCGCCGCAGCUCCGUUUUUAGGUCCAGCAAUAGGUCCAGUAGCUGGCGGGUUCCUCUCCGAAGCAUCAGGAUGGAAGUGGGUCGCUGCCCUCAUAGCAUUCCUCUCUCUCGCCUUAUGCGCUCUCAACGUCAUCUUCCUCCCUGAGACCUACGCUCCAUACUUGCUCCGUCGAAGGGCUCAGCGUCUCACCAAGUAUACCGGAAAAGUGUACAAGACCCAGCAAGACGUUACCGCACCACUCAACAAGGUAAAGUUGAUCACGAAUCAAUUGAAGGUCCCAUGGAUACUGAUGUUCAAGGAGCCUAUCGUAUUUUUGAUGACCAUUUACAUGUCUAUCAUUUAUGCUAUUCUCUAUAUGCAAUUUACAUCCUUCCCACUUAUAUUUCAACAAGCCCGGGGGUGGUCACCUGGUAUCGCCGGGUUAGCUUUCGUCGGAAUCACUGUCGGGUCAUUUAUCGGUUUGGGCUAUAUAAUCUUUUACGAAAAUCCGAGAUACUCCAAAUUGAUUCAUGCCAGAGGUGGUUAUCUUCCUCCUGAAAGUAGAUUAACCGCUGUUAUGCUUGGAUCUGUUGUAUUCCCGAUCGGUUUAUUCUGGUUCGCAUGGACUGGUAUUCCAAUAACGAUACAUUGGAUAGUACCUGUCCUUGCAACAGUACUCAUAGGAAUGGGUAUCGUACUGGUAUUCCUCGGUUUGAUGAACUACCUCGUGGACGCCUAUUUACAAUACGCUGCAUCCGUUCUCGCUGGGAAUGCAGUCGUGCGUUCGAUGUUCGGUGUCGUCCUGCCUUUGUUCACUGUCAAUAUAUAUAAUUCACUUGGUAUCCGAUGGGCUGGAUCCCUCAUGGGUUUCCUCGCAUUAGCUUUCCUUCCUGCUCCAUUCAUAUUCUAUUUCUACGGUUCACGAAUUCGAAGGAUGAGUAAAGCUGCCAGAGAGGCAGAUGAUCUAGGUCAGAUGAUGGCCAAGAAGAAGCUAGAAAUGAUGGCGUUGCAGAAGAGCCCCAAAACGGAACAAAUGUCGAACGCUGGAGUAAGCAGUGAUAGUCCGAACGUGCAAGAGACCUCGAUGGAAGUGCAAGAGAACGAAAGUGAAGCUCAGACUGUAGUAGAGGAGAACGAUGGAUCAGCUCGUCGGGCGGAGCAAUAG
Molecule: messenger RNA, 1776 nt
Organism: Kwoniella botswanensis
Lineage: Eukaryota; Fungi; Basidiomycota; Tremellomycetes; Tremellales; Cryptococcaceae
Exons: 9
Coding region: 1-1776 (591 amino acids)
Biological process (GO): transmembrane transport
Cellular component (GO): plasma membrane
Molecular function (GO): transmembrane transporter activity
Source: RefSeq, a predicted model, not a curated record